Molecule: messenger RNA, 972 nt
Organism: Eremothecium cymbalariae DBVPG#7215
Lineage: Eukaryota; Fungi; Ascomycota; Saccharomycetes; Saccharomycetales; Saccharomycetaceae
Gene: ACF4
Product: Acf4p
Exons: 1
Coding region: 1-972 (323 amino acids)
Source: RefSeq, a predicted model, not a curated record
AUGUCUAUCAAUCAAUUUAAAGGCAAUGAAUUAAGUGGGAUGCGCCCUUCAAAGAUUGUUCAGCAGCAACAAAAAAAACGUUUUGAAAAUCGACUCAGCAAUGAGAAUCGACAGCUGACACCGCAACAAAAUUCGCUGUCAUCAAAGAAAGGUAUAGAUACACAGUCCUCUGGGAAACCAGUUGCUAGUAAUAAGGGUAUUGAUAAUUGUGAUGGUGAGUUUCAAAAUGCAGUCGGAGGAGAUGGUAGUUCUGAUGAUUUAAAGGACAUCCCUACAGACCUUCUCUGUCAGCUGUCAACUAAAAGGCGACUUGUUCAUGAAUUGGAAUUCCAACUCCGUGAGGCUAAGAAGGAACUACAGGAACUGGAGAAGCAGACUGCUCGAUAUGGGAAUGCCAGUCGGUCUAAUGGCGGCGUGCCACUUGGGCAGUCUCUUGGUGGCUCUUUACCUGGCCAGGAGUUUACUAAUCUGUUGCAGCGAAAGAUAAAGGAUGUGCAUAAUAGUGCAGCGUUGGCCAAGGGUAAACAAUCGAUCAGUAGUUUCUUUCAAGAUGUGCAACCAGCUCCUGUACUUGCCAAAAGUGGAACCGUGAAAAGUAAGCCAUCUCUUCUACAGUUGACACAAUCCAAAUUGCAGUCGCUCAAGGUAAGUUCUAAUGGAGAUGAAAACAACAACCGUGGUGUGACUAACUUUUUUGGAAUGUUGAAGGAUAAGUUUCAAGAGUUUAAUGUGAAUGAGGACGAAGAACACGAAUUUGAUGGCGACAGAGAUUUGGAUCGAUUCUGUUUGAAGGAGAAGAUGGAGUAUGAUUCGGAAGAAGAAGUUUCGUCAGAAGAAGUCGACCAUAAUUUUAGCGGGUUCAAAUAUGAAAAACAAGAUGCACCCCUGAUUGAAGAUCACAUAGUUGCAUCCAGUUUGGGAGCUGGAAAAGGCGACGAUGUCGUAGCUGCAUAUAGCCGGACUAAGUACUAA